Spinacia oleracea (spinach) is the source of this 2502-nucleotide messenger RNA. Its product is annotated as probable lysophospholipase BODYGUARD 3. Bases 461 to 1993 code for a protein of 510 amino acids. Lineage: Eukaryota; Viridiplantae; Streptophyta; Magnoliopsida; Caryophyllales; Amaranthaceae. The transcript has 4 exons. The record is from RefSeq and is a predicted model, not a curated record.
CUUACUACGUGUCCCUUACGACCUCUUUUUUCUCCCCUUCUUCCUUCUUCUUUCUCACGCUCUCUCUCUCACAAACAAGCUAGAGUGUCUUCAUUUAAAGACCUCUUCUUCCUCUUUCUUCCUUUGCUAUAUUUUCCACACUAUUAUGUACCGCCCUUUUUUUUAAUUAGAGAGAGGCCAAUUAAUCCGGGUUGGCUUUUAUUAUUAUUAUUAUUAUUAUUAUUAUUUAUUUAUUCUCUAAUUUUCACAUUAUUUCAACAUCAUUACUCAAUUAAAGCCUACAUUAUAUAUAUACUUACUCCUUCUAAAUUAGUUCAACCACAUUAUCACACAUUUGUGAGUGUGUGUUUUUUUCAUCUUCCAUCAUCUAUCAAACUAAGGCUUAAUUAGCCUGGCCGAGUCGUGCUGUGUUGUGUCGUGCCUUGUUUUCGUUAUUCAGCUUGUUAGUGUUAGUGUAAGAAUGAGUGUAAAGAAGAACAUGGGGAAAGCUAGAUCGGUUAUAUUACUAACAGGAAGAGCCAUUAAUGAAGGGAUAAGCUUCCUAGUAUUUACAUUACUAGACCUUUUAGAUUUCAUCUUAUGCUUGGUGUACAAAAUUGCUGAUUUCGUUGUCGAGGCGGAGUGGAAGCCGUGUUACUGCUGCUCCUCCUCCGCCAAACAAGCCUUGGCCGUGACAAGCACCGGAAAAACCAUCUUGGUGUCGGAAAAGGGCGAGUCCACCAAGAUCGUCCGCCUUACCUCCACCAAGCUACAACUUGAAGAUGUCUCGGACACUCUCUACACUCGCCCUUCGAUAGUGUCCGAGAUCUCUAGAACCACCGUUAACCGCCUUAACAAACUCGACACCACCAGUAUCGUACACAAACACCACCACCUCCACCACCACAACCACCAAGCGUCGUCGGUUAUCUGUGAGAAGAUGAGUGCAAAAACGACGUCGAAUAAUAAGAAAGGAGGAACCACUACAUUUACUGUUAACUCCACUAUAAUUGAGAUGCUACAAGGGAAGAUCGGUGGUAUGCAAUCAUUUCCGAUUCCAAGGUGGUCGGAUUGCGAUUGUUCGACUUGUUGUUCUUGGACUACUUCAUCUAAGGAUGCCCUCUUUGUUCAUUCUGAUGGUGCUCAACUUGGAGACAAGGCAGGAACAGAGGAUGUGUUGUUUAUACAUGGGUUUAUAUCAUCAUCUAAGUUUUGGACAGAGACUGUGUUCCCGAAUUUCACAGCGGCAACGAAAUCAAAGUACCGCCUUUUCGCGGUGGAUUUGCUAGGGUUUGGGAGGAGUCCGAAACCAACGGAUUCACUGUACACUCUAAGAGAACACGUAGAGAUAAUUGAGCGUUCUGUAUUGGAAACCCACACGGUUAAAUCUUUCCACAUUGUCGCCCAUUCUCUAGGCUGCAUUUUGGCCCUAGCCCUGGCGGUUCGCCAUCCAUCCAAAAUCAAAUCACUCACCUUGAUCGCUCCUCCAUAUUUCCCGGUGCCUAAAGGAGAACAAGCCACACAAUACGUUCUAAGGAGAGUGGCGCCACGGCGAGUGUGGCCGCCGAUAGCGAUGGGGGCGUCGAUAGCAUGUUGGUAUGAGCAUAUAUCUCGGACAAUUUGCUUGCUCAUCUGCAAAAACCACCGAGUGUGGGAAUUUCUUGCCAAACUCGUCACCAGAAAUAGGGUACGAACAUAUCUAAUGGAAGGUUUCUUUCUACACACCCAUAACGCAGCUUGGCACACAUUACACAAUAUAAUCUGUGGAUCAGCAAGCAAACUUGAUAAAUACCUAGACGUUGUUAGGGACAAACUUAAAUGUAACGUGACCGUAUUCCAUGGUAGAGAUGAUGACCUUCUACCAGUCGAAUGCAGCUACAAUGUCCAAACAAAAAUACCAAGAGCUCAAGUUAAGGUAUUCGAUAAUAAAGAUCAUAUCACCAUUGUUGUUGGUCGUCAAAAGGCUUUUGCACGGGAGCUUGAGGCUAUUUGGUCAUCGUCUUCGAGUUCUUAAUUAAGCUUAAUUAAUCUUAAUUAAGCAAGAUUAAGCAAGAUUAAAGACUACUCUUGAAGUUUGAACAGCACAUACAUAUAUAUAUAAGGUUUCCCACAAGUUUUUCUAAUCUCCUUUUUUCUAGUAUAGGAGGAGGGGAAAAGGAGAAAUCAUCAUUUAACUACUCCGCCACAUUUUAUAAAAGACUGCCCUACAUUUUUAGGGCUUUUUUUUUUCUUUUCCUUUUUGAUUUUCCUCCUAUAAAAAAUCUAUAUAAAAAAAAAAAGAGUGUCAACUCCUAUUAAGGAAGGAGAUGUCAAAUUAUUAAUUGCUAGGCCAUUCGCAAUUGGGUGUGCAUUAUUGUUAAUUAAUCGCGUAGUUUUAAGCCAUAAGCUCAUUAUAAUUACUCAUAAUCUUAGCUUGUUUAUUUGAAAAGAGAAAAAUGUGAAUCCUUUUCCUUUUCUUCUUAUAUUAUUAGUGCAAUUUCCUACAUAUACAUAUAAUUUAUAGAAUGUAAUAUUUCGCACGAA